Messenger RNA from Phytophthora nicotianae INRA-310, 959 nucleotides. RefSeq lists its product as hypothetical. Bases 90 to 800 code for a protein of 236 amino acids. The transcript is spliced from 2 exons. Lineage: Eukaryota; Oomycota; Peronosporomycetes; Peronosporales; Peronosporaceae. The record is from RefSeq and is a predicted model, not a curated record.
UUCAAAACGGGCCAUUUGAAAUUAUUCCCGCGAAAGGCUCGACAUCGUCGUCUUCAUCUGUGCAUACCAUCGCCCAUACGUCACUUCAAAUGUUGACACGGGAGAAUCUACCGCCUCAAGUGGCUCAGCGCGUAGCUCGUGAGCUCCGGAAGCUCGUUUUACAACCUUUGGACGGCAUCCGUUAUCUCCCGCAGGAACAAGAGCAGCUCAGCGAAAUUCACGCUGAAAUUCGUGGACCGGAGGACACGCCCUACCAUGGAGGCUACUUCACAGUCAAGCUCACGCUCACCGAGAGUUUCCCGGAGCAGCCACCGCGUGGCGUUUUCCUGACCAAGAUCUUCCACCCCAACGUAUCCCAACCAGCGGGAGAUAUUUGCGUCAACACGUUGAAAAAGGACUGGAAGGCGACACUCGGUCUGGCUCAUGUGCUCCAGGUGAUUCGCUGUCUGCUGAUCGUCCCGUUCCCAGAGUCCUCGCUGAAUGACGAGGCGGGGAAGUUGUUUCUGGACAGUUAUGACGAGUACGCGCGACGUGCCAAGUUGUGGACAAACAUUCACGCACCGAAACGAUCGGCUGCAUGUGAGGAAGCCGGAGAGACGAGCGGAGAGGAAGAAAAGAAGAGCUUAAGCACUGAUGGAAACAGCUACAACCAACACAAACGACCGUUAGAGGACAGUGCGAACGUUGAUGGAAACGAUGCGGCGAUGACGCCGAUGAAGAAGAAGAAAACAAGCAGUGAUGCUGACAACUCGCUCAAGAAGAAGAAGGCUAUCAAGAAGAAAGGCAUCAAACGACUGUAGAGCAGUCUGCACGAUGCACAUCAAGCUGACGUGUAUUCUAACUUGUUGGCGAAACUUUUUGCUGGUUUGCUCAUUAGUACCUCUACGAUUCGAGGACCGAAUGCUGAGACCAUUUUAACCUAAUCUAAGCUGUCUAACGCAGUAUUAACUCCUGUUGCU